Messenger RNA from Daphnia pulicaria, 901 nucleotides. Its product is annotated as acid-sensing ion channel 1B-like. Gene Ontology annotation, biological process: sodium ion transport. Gene Ontology annotation, molecular function: sodium channel activity. Bases 4 to 717 code for a protein of 237 amino acids. The record is from RefSeq and is a predicted model, not a curated record. Lineage: Eukaryota; Metazoa; Arthropoda; Branchiopoda; Diplostraca; Daphniidae. Gene Ontology annotation, cellular component: membrane. The transcript is spliced from 5 exons.
UGGAUGAUUCACGACCACUCAAGCGAUGAUUUUCAGGCGUCAUAUACCAUCAACGGAAUUACAUAUCCAUUUCCUUCAUCUGUUGGGAUUCAUCCUCAGCCGUCGUGUUGGAGCGACAUCGGCAUCGCUGGCUUCCAGACGGUCUUGGACAGUCAAGCUCACUUGAUCAGGAGGCUAAUUUGGUUAUUGGUAUUGACGACCUGUUUCACCUUAAUGCUGCUACAGACUCGCGACCGUUUAAAUUACUACCUGACUCGACCGGUUUCGACUACAGUGCGAUUCAUAAGAAAUGAUUCUCUAAUGUUUCCAUCCAUCACACUCUGCCCUUAUCGCGACACUUUGACUAGAGACACGUCUCAUUUAGACCUGGUUAAGCUCCAAUCGCUCUACGAAGUUCAUUUUCCAGAUGGAAAACAAUUUGGAGAUCCCGUCGAUGCCAUGUACAAACUGGCCGACGUGUACGACGUAGUCACUUUGUGGAAGCUAGCCGGCUGGGAAUUGGAAGACGACGUCACUAGCUGUUUGCAGGCGAGGGUCAAUUGCACGGAAAACGGGAAAAUAAUGCGAAUUUUCACGAUUUUGGGUUACUGCCUCCAUUUCCCCGGACUGCCGGUGACAGUCAGUGGCCAAUUUUAUGGUUUCAACAUCAAAUUGUGUAAAAAAACAAUUAUGCGAAUAAUUCAAACGCUAUAUAGGUCCUGUUUCAAAUUAAAAUAAAUAUUACUAUGUAUAGGUAACAAGGGCAACACGACGGAUGUGCAAAGAUUUUACAUAAUGAUCAGCGAUCGGUACAGCACUCACGACAUCCGCGCAUUGACUCACGGCUUCUUUCUGGAACAGGGCUGGAACAAGGAUGUCGCCGUUUCCCUCAAACACUUUCAAGCCGAGAGUAAAUACCAUG